AUGGAUCAAUCCAAAGUCUCGCCCGAUCUUCCAAAGGAUGAGUUGAUUAAUGAGGCCGCAGUUAAGGCUGUCGGUAUGGAAUUGGCGUCGGUCCUUCCCAAACACGACAAGCCCUGGUUCCGGCAGAAGCACCUGUUGCAGCUGAACUUUUUGAUCAUUUUCCUGCUUCUGACUCCUGCGAGUUUGGGAUUUGAUGCGUCCAUGAUGAACGGUCUUCAAUCCCUAGAAACUUGGAGGGACUACUUUGGCGAGCCCAAAGGAGCCAAACUCGGUUUCAUGAACGCGGUCAUGCCCUUGGGUGCUCUUAUCGGCUCAUUGCCGGCUGGUUGGACUGCCAACUAUCUCGGACGCAAGUACACCGUCAUGACAGGUCUCAUUAUUCUGAUCAGCUCGGCAAUCCUGCAAGGCUGCGCCCCCAAUUACGCAGCCUUUGUGUGUGCCCGCUUCUUCAUUGGGAUUGGAAUUGAAUUUACUGCGCUGCCCUCCCCGGUUCUCAUAUCCGAGCUCGCGUAUCCGACCCAUCGAGGCAAGAUCACCAGCUUAUACCAAACGCUUUUUUACCUUGGCGCCAUUGCAUCGAGCUGGACCAUAUUCGGCACUUUCAAUAUUACCGGAUCGACUUGGAGCUGGCGCAUUCCCUCCCUCCUGCAAGCCUUCUUCCCCGUCAUUCAGCUCGUCGGGUUAUACUUUGUCCCCGAAUCGCCUCGAUGGUUGAUCGCUCGAGGAAGGACGGCCGAAGCACGGGCCAUCUUCGCGAAAUAUCAUGCCGCUGGCAACGACGCAGAGCCUCUUGUAAGCUACGAGGUGUCGGAGAUCACGGCCCAUAUCGAGGCUGAGAAAGCCGUUGCGGGAAUGAGUUACCUUGACUUGCUCAAGACAAACGCCGACCGAAAACGCAUGGCUGUGUGUCUUUUCACAGCUUUUAUUUCGAACUGGUCCGGUAAUGGCAUCAUUACCUACUACUUAACCUUGAUCCUCAGCUCCGUGGGUAUUACCAGUUCCUUUGACCAGACCUUGAUCAACGGCGUCCUCCAAAUCUUCAACCUCUUUGCUGCCAUCUUCGGUGCCAUGCUGGUUGACCGCGUUGGCCGCAGACCACUGUGGAUCGUAUCGUGCACUGGGAUGCUUCUCACUUAUAUCAUUCUCACGAUUCUUUCUGCGGAAUUCGUCAAGACUGAGCAAAGAGGCCUCGGAAUCGGCGUCAUUGUUAUGCUUUUCCUAUACUUCUUCCACUAUGAUAUUGCAGUGACGCCACUCACCUUCGCGUACCCCAUCGAAAUCUUCCCUUUCCAUGCUCGUCAGAAGGGCAUGGGGAUUGUCAUGUUCUUCAAUGGCGCCUGUGCCCUGACGAACACUUUUGUCAACCCCAUUGCUUUGGAGAACAUCGGCUGGAAGUACUACAUUGUCUACGUGGCUCUUCUACUGCUUAUGCUCGUCGUUGUCAUCCUAUGCUUUGCUAAGACUAAAGGACACUCUCUGGAGCAAAUUGCAGAUAUCUUCGAAGGCCCGUUCAUAGUUGUUGGGAAGUCUCGCCGCAGAAAGUCGGAAAUAGCGAUUAUCGAGGAGAAGGUCCUUGAAAAGGGUGGCCAAGCAGUUAUGAUUGAGGAUGUCGCGGACACGAAAGUGGCUCCGGGAAAGGAGUAG
Messenger RNA from Scedosporium apiospermum, 1644 nucleotides. RefSeq lists its product as uncharacterized. Bases 1 to 1644 code for a protein of 547 amino acids. The transcript has 4 exons. Gene Ontology annotation, molecular function: carbohydrate:proton symporter activity. The record is from RefSeq and is a predicted model, not a curated record. Gene Ontology annotation, cellular component: membrane. NCBI's taxonomy places the organism in Eukaryota, Fungi, Ascomycota, Sordariomycetes, Microascales, Microascaceae. Gene Ontology annotation, biological process: carbohydrate transport; transmembrane transport.